Nomia melanderi (Alkali bee) is the source of this 1467-nucleotide messenger RNA. The record is from RefSeq and is a predicted model, not a curated record. Lineage: Eukaryota; Metazoa; Arthropoda; Insecta; Hymenoptera; Halictidae.
GAUUACCGGGUGGACAGGAUGAUGACUCUGAUUAUUCAGAUGUGUCCGAUAUCCACAUGCCGGUUCCGGGCUUACGAUCUACCCGUAUAGCGAAGUUGAGGCGUGAUGUUUCGACACUCGAGAAUAAUGUGGCGACGUUGUAUAAAUUAACUAAACAACAUCUUGACAACUGGCGGUCUCGUGUCGAGGAACGAUACGAGAAGAUAUUUAAACAAAUACGAGCUUUCCGUUCCAUUGAGAAGCGCACUAUCGCAGUGCUCACUUUACAAGUGAAAUGGCUACAGCACCACCUCAAGGAGCGCGAGUACCACCUAGCUACUGAAAACCCCAGUGUCUCUAUAUAUCAAGAGCCUAAUAACCGUCGAGAAAACGACGUUGGAGUAGAAGACUACAUCUCCGAAGUACGAGAAAUGAGAGCGAUGUGUGCUGAGCAACAUCUACUCCUGAAGACGAUCAAGAUCGAGAAGAUCGAGGGAAAAGCAAAUAUGGCUAUCCGCAACUUACGAAGAAAUGUCGCAACCCAAGGUUCAGUGAGGGAACAGCAAGAUCAAUUACGAGAUGUACGCCAAGGUAUCAGUGAGUCAAUUCAAAGUUACAUUAUUCGAUUCAGACGAGCAUUUAACAAAUUACAAUACAGCGUUACAAACGAAUAUACGGACGAACUAACUCGACGAGCUAUGAAUGACAGAAUUUUAAAAGAUUCAGUGACAGACUUUAUUCGUGGAUUAAGAACAGAACUCGGACAAGUGUUACUCGCUAAUCCGCCAAAUAAUAUAUCAGAAGCAGAAAAGAAAGCAACAGACGUAGAACGAUACUUUCGGGAAGAUAACAGAACGCGAAGACAAACAGUGACUCGACCGUCAAGACCGACAGUCAAUAUUCCACAAGCAAGACCGUCCGCACCCAUGAUGACUCAUCAACUGAAGAAUCGCCAGCCGGUUCAGCAGACGAACGUAUUCAAACGCGCAGAAAACGCCCCACUCGCUGCAAGAGCACAGAUAAAGUGUUUCAAGUGUGACCAGCUCGGCCAUACAGCCAACCAGUGUGGAAAUUUUCGCUUCGCCAGGCAACAGCAGAAAGGUCCCCCACCAGUAAACGCCAUCGCGACGAGCAGCACGAAAGACGAGACAGAAAUAUCGGAAGAAACAGAGGAACAAUCAGAGUUAAUACCACAACAGGAAACUUACCCAACAUAUUCAUACGAAGAACAGGAGGAGCAAGAAACAGACUCUUGGUUGACUCAGGAGCAGGAAUCAAUUUACUCAAACGAAAACAUGUUCAACCAACAGUUCAGUCCAACCCAAACAAGCAAUUUCAAAGACCGUAUACUUCGAAGGCAAACCAACGCCAGUAUGCUUUAUCAAUGGUGGUGAGUCACAAAUUCGAAUAACCAAUUUAAUUGAAAAUACUAACACGUAUGAUCAAAUCUCCUUAUUUAAAAACUCAUUGAGAUUAUCUCAUAUUGAA